AUGAACGCAAAGGCAGUAUACGCAAAGGCAUGGCAGGAGUCAGCCUAUACAUCCUUUUUCAUGCUUCAAUUCUUAAUAGAAAUCUCCAAUAGAUCCUGGGAUGAUUUCGUUGCAUCCGGGACUUGGGAUAAAUCUAUACUAGAUCACGCGCUGGAUAAUAUCGAUCCCGUCAGACUUGUCCCAUUAUGGGAAAGCGGCGAUGGAUUGUGCACGUCGUUCACAAUUUUUGUUUGUGAGUGUAUAGAGGGCGCGGACUUUAUUUUUCAGAAUAGUUCAGAUGGGGGCCAUCGCGCCGCAGUAAGUCCUAGUGGUCUUGUUGUGGACUCGUCAGCAAGGACUCUUCUUUCCGGAGAUCAAGGUGAAGAAAUGAAAGGGUUUAAAGGAACUUGGAAAUUUGUAAAAGUUCCACAUCUCACCCUCAGCUUCAGAUCAAUUCGCGAUGCUACCUUUAAAGAUUUUACUCCGCUACAAAACAAAACAGAGGCUAUUAAAAAAUGCCUACGUCAACUACAUGGAACCAAAAAAUUUAUAUGUCUAUUUCGGACAAUCGAAUCUGGGACUUUACGAUUUAAUGGCAAGAUCGAAUGGGACGUUGUUGCCCGUAAAAUUACCUGGAGCAGUCGAGGAGUGGACGGCUUUGAGGAAUCAUGUGCAAUCUUUAAUGGAGAUGGUAAUUUUAUGUCCCAGUUAGACUGUCUUCGGUCCAUACGCAGAUUCGGUAUGGCAGAAGGCAGGUCAGAGCAGUAUUCUCGCGUAAGAAUAGUGCUUAACAGGAUAUGGAAAGCUUCAGUCGACGUCUUCGGCUUUCCUCAGUUCUAUGAAAAGUGA
Messenger RNA from Microsporum canis CBS 113480, 828 nucleotides. RefSeq lists its product as uncharacterized. Lineage: Eukaryota; Fungi; Ascomycota; Eurotiomycetes; Onygenales; Arthrodermataceae. Bases 1 to 828 code for a protein of 275 amino acids. The record is from RefSeq and is a predicted model, not a curated record. The transcript has 3 exons.